Messenger RNA from Acipenser ruthenus (sterlet), 4036 nucleotides. RefSeq names its product polypeptide N-acetylgalactosaminyltransferase 5. Bases 517 to 3105 code for a protein of 862 amino acids. Gene Ontology annotation, cellular component: Golgi apparatus. The record is from RefSeq and is a predicted model, not a curated record. The transcript is spliced from 11 exons. Lineage: Eukaryota; Metazoa; Chordata; Actinopteri; Acipenseriformes; Acipenseridae.
GUAAGUAGUUCUCGGUAUGCAUGCUUCAAAUGUAGUUUAAAAAAAAGACGCAUGCGCACAAUAGAAAAAGUAAAACAAAGCUACAAGUGUUCCAUCGAUUGAUAGGCAGCACAGUCUACUGUAAUAACAUGCAAGCUUCCUUCUUGCUGCAGGCAAUAAAGCAAAUGUCGCUCUGGGAGUGUCAGGUAUUUUUUGUUCUUAUUUUCAUCAGAAGAGCACAUGUACCGGUCAGGAAAAUAAAUGCUGUACCCUUUCCUCUGGUUCUGUUGAGACGUGAAAAGUAAUAAUAUUAAAAUACAAACAUCUGCUUUACACGAGAUAACUUGGUUUGACGGGGAGAUUCAAAUAGGUCCUUUGUCUGGCAAUCCUGUGUGUAUGUUCGUUUAAUUCUACAGCACAAGGAUACUGUGACUGGGAGCAGACGUUCCGGAUUCACGCCAGGUACACCCGGAUGCAUUACGUACACAGUACUUAUCACGUUUAUUUAGUAUUUACGAUAUAUAAAAAAUAAGCACGAUGAGGAUACAAAAAUAUUUUAGAGGCAGUGGAAGAGCACUUGCAUUUAUUUUCAUAGCGUCCGUCAUUUGGUUGCUUUUUGACAUGGCAGCACUCAGGAUUUCAUUCAGUGAUGUAAACAGCAGACUUAUAAAAGAUGAGAUAAUACGAAAGGAAAGGGGGAAAUAUAAACCAAGAGAAGUCAUGAGCAGUGCCUCUUUCCCGAACAAAAAAGCACAUCGGUUCCCAUUGAAAAAAAAUGAAAGAAACGGAAUAAAUGAAUCCAAAAUGCAAAAUGAAGUCAAUAAGGUAACAUUUUCUGAAACAAACAGAAAUCUGACUAGAAAACAGAAACUUGGACUAAAAGUUGAUACAUCGCAGGAAGAUGCUUUCGAAAAACAGUUAGAACAAAAACAUAAGACGUUUAAAGAAAACCGUAAAAGCAGUGACGUAAAAGCGUUCGGUAUUGCCACAGGCAUUCCAAAAAAGACGAACAUGUCUCCUAAUGUAGACCAACUGGGUUUGCACGACAAAGACACAAAGAUCAAAUUAAAACAAGAGGCACACAAUGAGGAAAAUGCUACUGUAGAAAUAAAUCGGGAUAAAAAUGCUGUUGGCAAAGUAGCAGUAGACCUUGUAAAAUAUUUAACAAAGGCUCCCCCUGUUGGACAGAAACAAGAAUUGCAUUUAAACCGACCUGACAAAAAACUUGUCAUUGUGGCCAGCAAAGCUCAGUCAAACAAAGCAGAUGAAAAACGUGACUUGGAAAAAAUUGGAAUAUCUCCAAAAACCAAUACAGAUGAUAACAGAGUUCAGUUUGGACACAACCAUGGGGGCAAUGAUGUCAUUCCUCCAAAAGAACAGGUGGCCCAAGAUAACGAAGAAAUGAAUCCCAAAACCGAAAACAACAUUUCAAAGGCAAUGGAAAAUGUGAGUAACAUCCUCAAUGGGAAGCACUUUAAAUCCACUUUUCUAAACGCAACGACGAAAGCUGAGACGCUGAAUGUACAUUUUACAAUCGCAGUACAACAUGAUGUUGGAACUCACAAAGUGUUACAAAUGGAUGUAACACAAAGUCCCAGAAAUCCGAAUGCCCCGGGCCAGUUUGGUGAACCCGGUGUUGUUCCAAAGGACAAAGAAAUGGUGGCAAAAAAUAAAUGGAAAGAAGGAUAUUUUAAUGUGUAUCUCAGCGACAUGAUCCCAUUAGACAGAGCUGUUCCUGACACUAGGCCUUCUGGGUGUGCUGAGAACAAAGUACACAAUGACCUCCCCACCACCAGUGUGAUAAUGUGUUUUGUGGAUGAGGUGUGGUCCACCCUUCUAAGAUCUGUUCACAGUGUUCUAAAUCGUUCGCCACCUCACCUCAUCAAAGAGGUCAUCCUAGUUGAUGACUUCAGUACUAAAGAAUACCUGAAAGAUCAUUUAGACAAGUAUAUGUCCCAGUAUCCGAAGGUCCGCAUCCUUCGCCUGAAGGAGAGACAAGGUUUAAUCCGAGCUAGGCUUGAAGGAGCAGCCAUUGCUACAGGUGAAGUUUUAACAUUUCUGGACUCACAUAUUGAAUGUAACGUGGGCUGGUUAGAGCCACUUCUGGAAAGGGUGCACAUGGACAGAAAAAAGGUUGCAUGUCCAGUAAUUGAAGUUAUAAAUGACAAGGAUAUGAGUUACAUGAUAGUUGACAACUUUCAAAGAGGCAUAUUCAAAUGGCCCUUAGUGUUCGGAUGGAUGGGGAUCCCUGAUGAAGAAAUUAAGAGAAACAACAUAAAGGAUUCAGACCCAAUAAGGUGUCCUGUUAUGGCUGGAGGUCUGUUUUCUAUAGAUAAGAAAUAUUUCUAUGAACUCGGCACGUAUGACCCUGGACUUGAUGUGUGGGGGGGAGAAAACAUGGAGAUAUCUUUUAAGAUUUGGAUGUGCGGAGGAGAAAUAGAGAUAAUUCCAUGCUCCAGGGUGGGCCAUAUCUUUAGGGGUGACAAUCCCUAUAAAUUUCCUAAAGAUCGAGUCAAAACAGUUGAGAGAAAUUUGGCCCGUGUAGUUGAGGUGUGGCUGGAUGAUUACAAAGAGCUGUUCUAUGGGCAUGGCUACCACCAUCUUCUGAAUAAGAAACGUAUGGAUAUUGGAGACCUGACGCAACAGAAAGAACUCCGAAAACAUCUCAAGUGUAAAGACUUUAAAUGGUACCUGGACAAUGUCUACCCUGACUUGGAUGCACCGUUAGUGAGAGCUGAUGAUUUGCUUUUCAAUCUUGGAGUUAGAAAAUGUCUUUCAAUUGAGAACAGCACCCUGUCGUUCCAAGCCUGUGAUCUCAACGAAAAGAACCAGCACUUUAACUACACUUGGUUGAGACUAAUCCGUCAGCAGAACUCUUGUUUGACUGCAAUAGAUAAAAAAGGCACAGUGAGCCUAGAGCAGUGUGACAAUGCAAAACAUCAUCUAAGGUGGUUGCACAAAUCACUUAUAUUGGACCCACCGUUUAUGGACCACCUCAUUUUAGAGCACCUGCAGCAGCCCGUCUGUCUUGAAGGCAGCCCCUCAGUAAAUACUAUUAAGAUGACAAUGUGUAAUUCAAGCAGUCCAUUUCAGAAGUGGAAGUUCACAAACUACUAUGUCCAAUAAACAGAACCAUAGGAACCCUGGAGACUGAAAAUAAAAAUAAUAAAAAUAAAAAAACACAAGUGCCUGUUAAAAUCUUCUUGGUUUACAAUUUCAUUUUUUUGUUUAAAAACAACUUCUGAACUCUUUUGUCAAGUCACCUGCUGUGACAUGCUGUAUGUGGUUUUCUUUUUUAAAUGAGAGCUGCAUUUUCUUGUUUCAGAUUUGGAGCAGUCAUACAGUAUAGCGUGGUGUAGCCAGUUCUCCCCAGUCUUUACUAAUUCGUCUCUAGUUUCAGUUGUUCAAUCUUGAUCUGUUUAGGGAAAGGCAUUUGGAUUUAUAAAAUAUAACUUUAAAUACAUGUGGGGUUUGAGGUUAAAGUUAUGAGAAAUGUAAGUUUGUAAAUAAACAUUUGUCUUUAAAAUAAUACAUAAAACUGCAUUUGUCUUAAACAAAAAUAAUGCCAAAAAAGGUUUUAUUUAUUGAAUUCUAUUUAAAAAAAAUGCUGUCAAUGUUUUUUUUUGUCUUUCUUACAUCACAUAAAAUGAAGCACAUGUUUACAGUGUAAAUGUUUUGAUAUUUAACAGAAUGGUGUUAUGUAUUAAACUUAUUGGUUUUGCAGAGCUCUAAUCAUUUGUUAUGAUCUUACAUUAUUAAUUGUUCAGGGAAAUUAGGUUCAAUGAAUCUUCUGUGUUUUUUUUUUUGUUUUUUUUUUGUUUUUUUUCUCAGGCUGACGAUGUCCUUUUGACUUGAUUUAUAUCUGUAUUUAUGUAUAUCUUACUUUUACCACCAGAGGUCACUAUUGACUUAAAUAUAUUCUUUCCUUGUGUGUAAUGACCAUUGUCAGAUGAAGUAAAUCAUGUCAGUGACAUAGCAAGAUACUGUAUGUCUCCUAAGUUGUUUGUAUUUUACCAUCUGUUUCUAGUAUUCAUAAAAUAAUAAAUCAAUGCCAUUA